UUGGGGAUAGACAGACAAAUAAUGACAUUGCUCUUAAAAGUGAAAAUUUUGCUAGCAAUAUCUUUACUAGCUCUUCGAACGUUUAUACAAAUGGAGUGGACGUUGGAAAAUUUCCAUUUAAUAAUAAAAUUACAAGCAUCGCCACUCUCUUAAAUCCAGUAGAAAGCAUUAUGUCCACGGAGAAUAGCAGCAACCUUAAUAUAGUUGAUAACAACAAUCAGAACAUUAUCUUUGGUACAAAUAAUCUGGCAAAUAGAUUAGCUAAAUAUGCUGAUGGCUUUACUACCAAUAAUGCAAGCGUUAAUGUCAAUGCAAUCAAUGAUCUGUUUAGCUCUAAUAGGAUUGGAAAUAUUGGUGGAUCAUCAAUAAAUGGCAGCUUCAUUAACUCUACUCCUGCAAUGUUUGCUAAUGGUCAAUUUAGCGCUAAUUCAGUAUCACGAAAUAGUGGCAAUCUUGUUAAUUCUAUUGCUACUUCCUUUGCUAAUGGAGCUAUCGCUGGUCCUUCUACCGGUGGUAGUUGUAUAGGAUCAUACUCACAAAUGAAAGGAAUAUUGAAUCCUCUUCAUGUGACAUCAGUCCCUGGAGGAUUCACUACUUCGCCCGCUAAUGAUACUGUUGCCAAAAUUUCAUAUCUCACAUCUAGCAUUGUACCACAGUCUACUCCACUAUAUACCUCUACUCCUACACCUGCUGGCUUUUACACCACUACGCCUGUCACUCACGAAGCCUCGCCGACUAAAAGACGUAAAGUAGAAGAAGAAAAUAAUCAAGAAGCACAAGUGGACUUUGAGAAACGCCGAAAAACUUCAAAAGGAAAGCGAACACCUAAAAAGAUUCCCGAACAAUUAGAAGAAACCGUUGCUGAAGAUGAGCCUGAACGUCCACAAAUUCCCCAACCUGUUUGUGCAGUUUGUAAUCUUGUACCUCCACCUUCAACGGAUCAACCAUCUGCCACUUAUAUUACUCCUACAAAAGCAAGAAGUUCGAUGUUAUUAAAAGGAAGAGAUAAAGUGCAUCGCAUGAUUCGGUGCAAUUUCUGUAAAAAAUGGUACCAUUUAGCAUGCAUGAAUCCUGCGCGCCGUACCAUGCCGACUGGAGGAUACGUUUGGAGAUGUGAAGACUGCGAUCCUGGUAGCGACGCCUCUGAUGGCAGUUUUGUCCCAGAAAAUGAACGCCCGACAAGUCCCAGAGUACCCGCAGAGACCAGUGAGGAUCAUGGCGAUGGCUCUUCACAAUCUACAGAAAAGGGUAAAACGAAAAAAGAUGUAGUUGUGACUAGAAAGUGGAAAUUGCGAUCGGAUACGA
Molecule: messenger RNA, 1305 nt
Organism: Dentiscutata heterogama
Lineage: Eukaryota; Fungi; Glomeromycota; Glomeromycetes; Diversisporales; Gigasporaceae
Source: the annotation of a GenBank genome assembly